Anolis carolinensis (green anole) is the source of this 12614-nucleotide messenger RNA. RefSeq names its product HIVEP zinc finger 3 (gene hivep3). The record is from RefSeq and is a predicted model, not a curated record. Gene Ontology annotation, biological process: regulation of transcription by RNA polymerase II. Lineage: Eukaryota; Metazoa; Chordata; Lepidosauria; Squamata; Anolidae. Gene Ontology annotation, cellular component: nucleus. The coding region runs from base 952 to 8298 and encodes 2448 amino acids. Gene Ontology annotation, molecular function: RNA polymerase II cis-regulatory region sequence-specific DNA binding; DNA-binding transcription factor activity, RNA polymerase II-specific; zinc ion binding. The transcript is spliced from 7 exons.
GGCCGCUGGCGGGAGGCGGGAGGAAGGAGAAGCAGCAGCGGCAGCAGCUCCGCUUUGCAUCUCUCCUCCUCCUCCUCCUCCUCUUUGGAUUACUGGCCUUGCGAAGCCGAGGAGGAGGAGGAGGAGGAGGAGGAGGAGGGCUGGUUCCGGGCGGAGCAUGCUCACAAGCGGCGGCGGCGGCGGCGGCGGCGUCCUCCUCCCAGUCCCUCCCGGGCGCCCUCCCCUCCGAGCCGCGCGCCUUCUCCUCCUGACAUCUCUCUCCGCCGAGGAAGGAAGGAAGGAAGGAGGAGGAGGAGGAGGAGCAGGUGUGCCGCCCAGCCCGGACCCGCGGAGCCCCCGCCCUGGAGCCCAGCACCGCCGGCCGCCCUCCCCGCCCGCCCGGAGAGCAAGGAACCAGGCGCCCAGGCGGUCAAUUUCCCAAGCCCUCCGAACACAGAAGUGGAAGAAGACGGAGACGGAGACAGAAGCGUGCCCUCCGCUCAGUGGCUUUUUCUUUCCAAGUCAAAGGCAAAGAUGGUUCCAGGAUGAGCACCGGAGUCUCGAGUUUGCAAAGGUUUGCUUGAGAAAAGAACCAGAGACACUUAGAAGGUUGCUUCUCGCCUUUGACCAACUUGCCACUGACAAUGACGCUGUCAUGGCCUGGCUGAAGGCCUUGACACAAUUCUCUAAGGGAAAUCCCUGGACUGCAACAAUGGGGAAGUUUCCCCACUUUGAAGGAGUCUGUCCUGUUCUGACAGAGUGAAUUCCAUUGGACCUCAGAGGUUCUUUAGCUUUUGUUUGUCUUCUAAGUAACUCUACUUUGAAGCCUUGAAUUCACAACCGUUCUCUGUAAGCGCCAGCUCUCGCAAAUGCAGAGAAAGCAGAAGGAGGACAGAAGAGUCCUCAGCUGAUUGCAAAUGAAGCCCGUCAAGGCCUCACCAAGAUAGAACCGCCUGCAUCUCUUCUGAGGUCAUGGAUCCUGAACAAGGACAGAAGAGCACAAAAAAGGGCGAGGAAGGUCCGCGGAAGAGGCUUGUGAAGGGAGAGGCAUUCCAAGGCAGUGUCUCCUCCGUGGCAACGUAUCACCUGAGCCGCUCCGCCUCUUUGCAAGGCUCCCCCGUCCAGGACGUUGUGCCUCAGCAACAUUUUCCAAAGGAUGAAGCCCUAGAGACGACGGGACAAACACAACCCACACAUUCCUCUUUUGAGCCUCUGGCACAUCUUGGCCAGCACUCUCUGUCAUCAGCGUACAUGCCUCCCCGUCACCCGGAGCACGCCCUCGAAGGGCCCACGUGGCAGCUCAUUGACCCCGCGAGAGCGCUGCCCUCGGGUUCAUUCCCACCCUCUGGGCCUCAUUCCACCCACAGCCAGAUCUUAGCACCACGGUCUUCUGUCAUUCCCGAAGAGGAGGCGUCUUCUGUCCAAAAGGUCUAUGCCUCUCGCACGUCGCAGGUGUCCUUAAAGCCGCCUGAAGAAGGCCACAAGAAGGAAAAGAAACCCCAGAAACCCGGCAAAUACAUCUGCCAGUACUGUAGCCGACCUUGUGCCAAACCAAGCGUCCUCCAGAAACACAUCCGAUCCCACACAGGAGAGAGACCUUACCCCUGCAUCCCGUGUGGGUUUUCCUUUAAGACCAAGAGCAAUUUGUAUAAACACCGGAAAUCUCAUGCUCACCGAAUCAAAGCCGGGCUCUCUACGGGGCCUGGGACAGAACUGAAUCCUUCCGGGCUGGAAAUAGAAAAAAUGGCUGGAGAAGAAUUUGAGGAGCCGACCGAGGGCGAAAGCACCGAUUCUGAGGAGGAGACCAGGAUCGCCCCCGGCCCUUCGGUAGAACUGCCGCCCAGGCAAAAGCAAGCCCUGUUGUUUGGCUCCGGAAGCCAAGGCUCCAGCCAAGAGAGCUGCUCCUUCUCCCAUUCCAGCCUGUCCCAGUCUCUCGAGGAGAGCGGUCACUUUGCAGAGCCAGCUUUGGAGAAGGCCCAGAGCCACAAGUCAGAUGAAACACACACCAUCAAGCAGAAACUGGCUCUCCGAUUAAGCGAAAGGAAGAAGGUGAUCGAGGAGCAGUCUUUCCUUAUUCCCGGCAGCAAAGGAAGCACGGAGUCGGGCUAUUUCUCGAGGUCGGAGAGCGCCGAGCAGCAAAUCAGCCCACCAAAUACCAAUGCAAAGUCUUAUGCGGAAAUCAUUUUUGGCAAAUGCGGAAGGAUUGGCCAACGGACGGCCAUGCUAGCUGCCGCCACCACCCAGGAAUUUCCACAGGUCGCAGCUGAAGAGAAGCUCAGCACUGUUCCCUUGUCUGUGCCCAGAACGCAGGUGAUCGAACACAUCACCAAGCUGAUCACAAUCAACGAAGCGGUCGUUGAUACCAGUGAGAUUGAUAGUGUGAAGCCUAGGAGAAGUUCCCUGUCCAGGCGAAGCAGUAUCGAAUCUCCAAAGUCAGGUGCCUACAGAGAACCCUUCCAGUUGGAAACCAAACCCGGAAGCCAAGUGGAUUCCUCAAAGUUGCUGACGUCCCACGUGGAGAAGCCGAAACCCGAGCAAUCCCUGCUGUCGCUCCAGCAGUCCCACAGUGCCACAGAGACCGUGCCUCUCCUUCGAAGCCAUUCGAUGCCUUCAGCUGUGAGUACGAUGGGUUCUCCCCAUGCCUUCAGGGGAAGCUACUCCUUCGACGACCACCUCCGAGAAGCCGAGGUCGUAAGCCGCAGCCAGGUGUCUUCCCAUCCACGAAUGUUGAAGCGGCAGCCUGCCAUCGAACUGCCAUUUGGGAUGGAGUACAGUGCGGAGGACGUCGGCGCGGCCGGCAGAGAAGGCGUUUCCAAACCGGUGGAGGAACAAGAAGCCAAGGAAAGCGAGCUGACCAAAAAGUCAAGGAAGGGCGCCAAAACGAAAGGGUUCAUGCACGAGUGUACGGUUUGUGGUGCUCGGUACAAGAAAAGGGAAAACUAUGAAGCUCACAAGAAGUAUUAUUGCUCGGAGCUGCAGAUCCCCAAGCCCCAUCCUUCUGGUUCUCAUACCUCAUCAGAAGCGGAGAGAGGCUUCAUGGAAUCGGAUCCUUGGCCACAGGUGAUGCACUAUAAAUUGGGAAGUAGCUCAGAACUGACAUCGCUGAGGAAGAGGCGUAAGGAGAAGAGCCUUGGGGAUGAGGAGGACCCCGUCCCUUUCGAACUGACCGGAACAGCCUCCCCUGGCACCGGGGCAGCCACUCCGUUUGCCGGUUUGAAAUCCAUGGAUGUGGCCUUCAGCCUGGCUCCUGGACCCAUGAAGUCACCCACGGAUCCUGGUCAGUCGGUGCAUCUUUCUGAUGUGAGUGGAAGUUUCAACCCCAUGGCUGCAAGACCCUUCGUUAGUACAGAAAGCAGGGAAAGGAGGAUCUCAAAGGAGAUCUCUGUUAUCCAACACACAAGCUCGUUUGAGAAAUCGGAUUCCAUAGAGCAGGUGAGCGGGUUAGAAGAGGAGGAGAGGUUGUUGUCGCCAUAUGCAUCCCAGCCGGCAGCCCAGCACGGCAGGGUGUCGCAUUCCUUGCAACCCAAACUGGUGCGCCAGCCCAAUAUCCAAGUCCCCGAGAUCCUGGUCACCGAGGAGCCCGACAGGCCAGAAAUGGAGCCCGAGCCUCCUCCGAAAGAGCCCGAGAAAACCGAGGAGUUCCAGUGGCCACAGAGAAGCCAGUCUCUCUCCCAGCUCCCUGCAGAAAAGCUGCCGCCCAAAAAGAAGAGGCUCCGGCUGGCGGAAAUGGCCCAGUCGUCGGGAGAGUCCAGUUUUGAGUCAAUCCGGAGCCCCAGCCAGGAGAGCAGCCUCUCCUACGCGUCCAGCCACACGGCAUCGUUUGAGCGAGAGGAGGGCGCUUCCCAGCCCCCUGAGCCCCACGCGCAGCCUCCUGGCCUGGGCUCCUACACGUUGAAAGUGCCCGGUCACCACUACCCUCCCCAUUCCCGGGAGAUGCGGAGGUCGGCCUCCGAGCAGACACCCAAUGUUCCUCACUCCGCUUCCAUGUCGGAGACGCGCAGCAAGUCCUUUGACUACGGGAGCCUCUCGUCCUCGGCUCCUCCCGGAUCCCACCCCCAAAGAUCAACAGCACCCCCUCCGGAGAGGAGGAAGUGCUUUCUUGUCCGACAGGCCUCCCUGACGAGGCACUCCGAGUACGAACAAGACUCCUCUCCCAAAGGAGGGGCCGAGACUGAGGAGUUGGUGCCGCUUUCGGACACAUCUCCUGCGUCAAGCUCGUCCCACCACCAGCCGCCCUCAUCUUCCUCCUCCUCCUUUCCUCACAGAGACUAUCCAUCUGACAAGGGUCAGCCAAAGGACUGCCCUGAGCUGGUGCAUUCCCAUAAGCACAUCGAAGCUCUACGGGUGUUCCAUCACUCCGCACCAAAUAUCCUUCACGAGAAACAGUCCUUGACUCCCGAGAUCUCCCUCUUGCCGUUCCAGCACCUCUUCCCUCAUCUGGGGCAGUCGGUGGAGCUCUUCUCCACCCAGGCUCUGGCCGACAUCUUCUCUGCUCCGUACUCCAUCCCGCAGAUGCCUCGCUCCGUUCUGCAGCGUGCGGCUCUUCCGCUGCACGGAGCCUUGAUGCACCCAAGCCAGCUUCACAUUGCGUCCCCGCUCUUGUCGCACCCGACCGACGUGGCCCUCAGGCACGCUCCGUCCUUUGUCCCGGUGCACUAUCCAGGUUCUCCAUCGCUCCCGUCUGCGUUCUUUCUGCCCCUUCAGACGCAGCUUGCUCUCCAGUUCCCAAGCGACAUCGGUGCUCAUUUGCACCAACUCAAAUCCAGCUUCGUUCCACCAGCAGGAAGCCCAGCCUUCUCCUCAGUCAUUGACCACGGCUCUGAGAACCAGUUACAGAUUUUGGCUCACCCAAGCAGCCCAUCGGCAUCGAUCUCCAUCUCUCAGUUGGUGGUGCCUGCGAGUUCUGAGCCUGUGGUGUCCCUUGUUGUCCCGGUUCGCAUUGAGACUAACAUGCCGUCAUAUGGAAGCGCAAUGUACACCACUCUUUCCCAGAUCCUAGUGACUCAGUCUCACUGCAACUCCUCUUCUAUCAUCGUGCCAAAACUGGAUGAUUAUCAGACCAAAGGUACCUUGGUCUGCACCACUAACAUCCACGGAAUUGGCCUCGAUCUAGCACAGAUCAUUGCCAACGAAAAGAAGUCCUUGUUCCAGUCUCCAUACCUGAGGUUUCCAUUGUCACUAUCAGAAACAAAAGGCUACAUUCCCCUGGGGUCCCCGCCCGAAAGUGUCUUGGGUCUCGAAGGAAGCCCGCUGAGCGUUGGCGGAAGCAAGCGGAUGCUGUCUCCAGCGGGGAGUUUGGAGCUGACGAUGGAAACCCAGCAGCAAAAAAGAGUGAAGGAAGAAGAAUUUUCUGAAACGGAGGAGGAGAAGCUGGAGAUUGUGACCGCGUCCAGUGAAGAAGAGGAAGGGAAGAAGCACAACCAAAGGAUAGCCAAGGCAGAGCUGUCUUCCGCUGUAUCUCGCGAAUGGCUGCAAUCCCAGGAAAUCCAGGCUACACUCCAGCUGGUGUUGCCCCGCUCGGAGAUCUUGAGCUUUGAAGCACAAGAGGAACACAAGCCCUUGGCUGGAGAACAGCUCCAAAGCCAGGAUUCUCCGGAGACGUUGGAGAAGGAGAGCCCCAAAGAAACACUGGGGCCGCCCGCAGGAAAUGGUCCAAACCCGGCACUUUCCUCUGACUUGGCACAAAUUGCAAAAAAGUCCCACGGCAGUACAGCCGUUAAGAAGGCCUUUCCAUUCCCCAGUCUCAAUACAACUACUAAUGUCAGUUGGUGCUAUUUAAACUACAUCAAGCCAAACCAUAUCCAGCAAGCUGACGGGAAGUCCUCGGUGUACACCAGCUGGUGCAUUAGUUUGCACAACCCCAACCUGCCGGGCGUCUCCACCAGAGCAGCUCUUUCACUCCUGUGCUCCAAGCAGAAGGCGAGCAAAGAGACCUACACCAUGGCCAGGGCUCCCUGUCCAGACGCAGGGAAGAUGGUCCCCUCGGGCUCCAGGAAGCCCAGGAUGUCUGAGGUUCAUCUGCCUUCGCUCCCUCCCAGUGAAGGUCGGAAAGAUGGAAAGAAAACGGAUAAGGAAGAGGAGAAAAGAGGGAACGCUGAAGAGGACAUUCCUGUCUCCAAACAAGGGGAACCGGCCCGAAUCAGGAUCUUUGAAGGAGGGUACAAAUCAAACGAAGAGUAUGUGUAUGUGCGAGGCCGUGGACGCGGGAGAUAUGUAUGUGAGGAGUGUGGAAUUCGCUGCAAGAAACCCAGCAUGCUGAAGAAACACAUUCGCACGCACACAGACGUCAGGCCAUAUGUCUGCAAGUACUGUAACUUUGCUUUUAAAACCAAAGGGAAUCUGACUAAACACAUGAAGUCAAAAGCUCACGGCAAAAAAUGCCAGGAGCUGGGUGCGUUGGUGUCUUCACUAGUGGAGCCAGAAGCAGAAGAAGGGACUAGUGAAGAUCCCUUCCAAGAUUCAGAAGGGCAGGAAGGAUCUGAGCUCUUUGAAGAACACCAGUUUUCAGAUUUGGAAGAGGAGGAGGAGGAGGAGGAGGAGGAUGACAGCGAGGAGGAGGAGGACGAGGAGGAGGAGGAAGAGCAGGAGGAGAACGAAAACUAUUCACCGCCAAAGCCUUCGGAGACGAAGAACACUCCCCCCUUACGAGGGCAUUGCCUAGGAAGGGACCCCUCUCCCCACAAGGCAGGAACCACGACAGCUUUGCCUUCAAUGCAGAACGUUUUCUGUAGCAGAGAGCGGACUGUCCAGAAUCACCGGACGGGCAGCUCAGGGCCGGAAAUGAAACGGCCACCGGUCAGCAGCGAAGUGGCGGCCUGUCACAGCUUCUUGAGACUUCACGGCCCGGUGUUGACCUCUAGUUUGCUCUUGGCUUCUGCUGAGAAGGGAUCCAUGGCAAAGCCUCGGGUGCUUCUGUCAGUGGACUUCUCCAUCUCCAAAGACACUUGUCCUGGAAUACAGUCCGGCCCUGACGGUGGGGGCCGUCAUCAACCCAUGCUGGCUAGUAGGCACCUCUUGACCACCCCUGAAUCUCCACCUUCGGAAGAGGCCUCCUCGCUGAGAAGCCCCUCCUCGGGGCUGGGGGUCUCUUCCUCUCGCCGGGUCUUAUCUCCAAGCCAAGAGGCCGCCCCACCAUCUAGUCUGUCCCCGCGACCCGAGCGGUCCUUAAACAGAUACAUUUCUCCAAGCCAAGAGCGGUCAUCCCAGGUGCACCUUCCACCAGAGCAAAGCGCGUCUCCCGUGAGGCACGUUUCUCCAGUCAGGGAAAUAGCGGCGGUGAGAUACGUGUCCAUGAAUGAACUGAUCUCCGAGAGCGGUUCAGAACCACCGCCACCUUCACAAAACCCGUCUCCAGGGAGAGAGGACGUGCCCUCUCGUCGCCUCUCCGAAGCAGACGAAGAAGUUCACCGCUUGUGUAAAACUCAGCCUGAAAUAUCACCUCUGAUGCCUCUACCUCACUGGUCCUUUGACAAAAGUACGGAGCUGUAUGAAGAACCCAACACGAAGGCAGAAUUGAGGGAACGUUCUCCAGGCAUUGUGAAUGAGCUUCUCUGCGCGAGACCUUUGCAAUCACCCCACGAAGUGCGCACCUGUAACCCAGGUCAGGUGGGAGAGCGCAUCUUCAGCCACCUGCCCCUGCACUCGCGGCGGCUGCCCCGGAACCCUUGCCCCCUGAUCCCCAUUGGGGGCAUCCAGAUGGUCCAAGCCAGGCACGUUGGCCUCCCCAGCUUGCGGGGCGGAUUUGUGACGGCCUUGCAAGGCAGCUCCUUCGCACAUGGCGACAACUUCACCGAAAAGGGACAGACAAAAGGAAAGGGCAGAGAAACUCCUCAUUCACCAGCAGCCCCCCCAUCCCAAUGCAGCCGCUUCUCGGAAGAGAAAGUCAGGACGAGUGAGUUCCAGCAAAAGCUGGCCAACGUGAGUACACGUCCCGAACCCGGCAGCUCAGCGCAGGGAAGUCGUGCUGCUGUCAGCGUUGGUUCCUGCCCACGGGAUGAAUCCUCUCCAAAGCCUUUCGCUAUUGGAGAGGGCGACUCCGGCAAGGAGGAGGGGAACAAACAGCACAGCGGCCCACACACCUCUGGGAAAUCCACCUGCACUUUCAUGCCCACGCGGCCCCGGGACAGGAGCAGCAGCAUGGGUUGCUUGUCGCAGCCCCCGCCGAGCCGCCCGCCGUCCCUUCUGUCCAUCCGGAGGAGGAGCCUCUCGGGGGAGGCCGCGUCCGCGAGAGGGGGUCUCCGGAGGAACAGCCCUCCCUUAGGACAAGCCUCCGUCGGACUCACUCCCGGGCCAGCGGGUAACAACGCGGGAAGCACGUGAUCGCUCUCUUCUUCUUUUUCUACAGGCUCUCCCAGGGCGCUUCCAGGCAGCGCCAGAACGUGGGAUUGAUACACGGGAUAAACAAACCCGGGAUCCCACAGCAGGGCCCCUUUCUGUGUCUUGAGAUAAAUUGGAGGGUGGGCAGGGAACAUCCAGCAGAAGUAGGUUUUUCUAAAAAUCACUCAAUUAUGUGCUGAUGCGUAUAUGCGCACAUGCAAAUCUCCUAAUAUUUAUAUAUUUCUACCUCGCUCUUCUCACCCGACAGGGGCUCAGAGCGGCUUAGAGUUUGGCCACAUUGGUGCCACAGUGUACAAAUACAAUACUACAUCAUCAUCAUCAUCAUCAUCAUCAUUUAAUUACUUAUUAAUUACUUAUUAUCCAUCCACGAUGCUCUAGGCGAUUUACAAGAUAAAAUUGUAAAGGAUAAAAAUACAUACAUACAAAUAUUGAUAAAAUUAACAUAGAUUAAAAGCUCUAGUAAAGAGCCAGGUCUUGAGUGCGAGGGUAAAAGGCCCUAACUCACGCAUGGUUCUCAUAUAGGGCGGCAAGGCAUUCCAUAAUACAAUACAAAUCAAAGCACAUUGAACAUAAAAUACAAGACAAAAAUCACAGAAGGCAACAUAACAUCCAGAAAUAAGAUAUAAAUAAAUAUUAAGCAUUAAAAAACAUUUAAAACCAAUUGCAAUCAUUGUAGAAAUUCGUCAAUUAAAUAGUUUAUUUCACUAAGCUCAGUCAUCAGUAAUAAAUAUGAGCCAGCGAGAAAAUUAAGAGAAGUCUCCACAAAAUAAAUACAAAAUAAUAAAAUCUGAAAACAAAACAAAAACAAAAGUCCCCUCUAAAGCCCAGGAGAAACAGAGUCGAAAGUUGAGGGAAAGUUGAGAGAAGCCAGUGGCCCCAAGUCACGUCCGGUGUCAGUAUUAAGUUGAUGGUCAAAGGGGUUGGUAAAAUUCCCCCGACAUAAAUACGAAGAGAUUCCAAUGUGUGCAUAUACGCAUCAGCGUAUAACGGCAAGGGAUUUACCUCUUUCCCCAAUUGCUUAUUUAAGAUUAUAAAGUUUAAAAUAAACACUUUCAGAGACCUCUAAUGUCUCUCCGGUGCGCUUCUCCUCUCUUGAAACCAGCUGGAAUUCAAUUGUGUCUCCGUGCGAGACCCAACGCCUGAUCAGCGGUUUAAAACCAGCACGGGUGGGAAGCAGCCUCUGCAGAAGGUCCAGAGGGAAAUCCCCAAAUUCACAUGUUUGCAGGGCCACACAGCCAUGGGAAAAUCCACUUGUUUUGCCUGGAAGCGGGAUAAAGGAGGACCUUUGUGAAUCGUGUUUUCCCUCCGUUGCUGCAAUCGAGUGCGCAUUUAGCACAAACGUCAUCCGUUCUCUCUCAGAUUUUAGGUACUGUGUGGAAGCGCCCUGCGUUGAUCUACAAAGCUUUGUCGUGGUUUGGUUUUAAUAGGUACGGGCCGACUUCGGCUCUCCGUCUAGGUGUUUUGUACUGCAACUCCCAGCAUUCCUAACAGCCUCGGGCCCCUUCCUUUUCCCCCUCAGCCGCUUAAGCGGCUGAGGGGGAAAAGGAAAGGGCCUGAGGCUGUUAGGAAUGCUGGGAGUUGCAGUACAAAACACCCGGAGGGCUGAAGUUUGCCCAUGCCUGCAUUAGAAUAAAGAUUAGUAAACAUAAGACUCUUGCAUCCAAUCAGACCUGCAGAGCCUAUUGUUGGUUUUCUUCCUUUCUUCUGUUCUUUCUUUCUGUCUGGUAUUCACUUCUACAUGUACCUGUGCCUUUUUCUAUAUCUUUUUGUUGCUUGAAAUACACACACAAACACAGAGCAAUGAUUUGGACUGUGCAUUAAGAAGAGUAUUUUGGAAAGGCGGUGUCUCUUUCUAUGGGCUGGAUCGAUCGAUGCAGGCAAGGAAAGGGUUUGAAAUCAUUUCCAAAAUAAGGAUGUAAACACUGAAACGUGAGGAAGAGAAACACCUCUUUAAAAGAUAGUGACCCAAUGAACUGGAAAACCAACCCUGCUCCCCUGUACAUAGAGUACUUCCCCAACCCAAUAAUAUUUAUUAAUUGCUUUCUAUAAUAUUUUGCAAAGUGGUUGUUAUAUUUUGUAAUUAUGACUUUUUAAUUCUAUUAAAUGUGCUUUAAGGACAGCGACGACUGCUUCAGUUUGGGGGGGGGGGGGGAACGAGAGAGAAGUGUUUACUAUAAGUGAAGCUAGCACUUAUUUUGUAUGUGAAUGUUGGUGUUGGAAGAGCAAUUCAGCCCCCAACCCCCCAAGAAAGGACCUCUGAAUGUGCCUCCCUUGCGUGAAAAAGCACUUUUUAAAGCAACACAGAAAGAGGGAUACAUAGUCACAUGGAGAGUUACAGUAGAGUUCCGGUUAUCCGACAUAAACGGGUGGGACAAAUGUUGGAUAACCGAAACUGUUGGAUAAUAGGGAGGCCCUAUUAUCCCACCCUCACUCCCUGGCAAGCUGGGUGCUUGCCAGGAGGGAAAAGUCUCCUCCCUCCCGGCAAGCAACAGUCUUGGAAAGGCUUGCUGCUGCCUAGAAAAACCGCUGUUUUUCUAGGCAGCAACGUGCAGGCUGCUUUUCCAAGUAGGGUGCUUGGACGGGAGGGAGGAGACUUUUCCCUCCGGCAAGCAACCGGCUAAGAGAAGCCCGCUGUGUGUUGCUGCUCAGCAACAUGCCCAGGCAUCUCCAAAGUGCCGGGUGCUUGCCGGAAGGAUGAGACUUUUCCCUCCAGGCAAGCAAGCGACUUGGGACUUGGGAAAAACAGCUGUUUUUCUAGGCAGCAACGUGCAGGGGCCUUUUCCAAGCAGGGUGCUUGGCCAGAAGGGAUGAGACCUUUCCAACCGGGCAAGCGACUUGGAGAAGCCCACUGCAUGUUGCUGCCUAGCAAUGCACAGCGGGCCUCUCCAAGCGCUGGGUGCUUGCUGGGAGGGGAAAGUCUGUGCCAGCCGCAUCUAGUCCCUCCAGCAAGCACCCUGGGCCACGCAGCCUGCACGUUGGAUAAUACAGACUAUCGGAUAACCAGAAGUCGGGUAACUGGAAUGCUACUGUACUUUCUUGCCCCCUCUCCUCUGCAAAAGGAAAACAAAGACAUUGCAAGGACAUGAAAUCUCUCAAAUGUAAAAAUACCAAAAAAUAGAGAAGGGUGGAGCUCAAGGGUACGAGGCACCUUGAUACUUUCCAGAUACUUUUGCCCACGACAUCUCUCUUUGCUUCGUUUCUGAGCCUGAAUCAUCUGCAGGGCUCUAGGUUGCCUUCCCGUGCGUAGAUCUUUGCUUUCUAUGAGCCAUUCUCGCUUUGAAACAUAGCUUUACAUGAUGUUUGGAUCUUACGACCGGUCCUCUCCAGAUGAAUGUCUCUCUUUCCCAUUGCCUGUUCCAGUUUAAAAGUCCCACCAAGUUAUCGCAACGACCUUUGAAAAAGGCAUUGAAACCAUAUUUUGGAUCCAUAUUUUGGAAACCAUAUUUUGGAGAUUUUUGAGUCAGGCAUGAAGCCUCGAGCUCUACUCCUUCCUUACGGUGCAUUGUGUCUCUUCACAAGGCUUUCCCUGCUCCGAUUUCCCCUCUGACUUGAUUUUAUUGUGCUCCUUGCCAUUUUGUUUUGUUCAGUUAUUGCACAGUAUUUGUGAAUUAAAUGGUGGGGUUUUUAAAAUAUAUAUAUAUAUAAAUAUAUACCAAAUUUGGGUCCUAAUGAUGACGACAUUAACUGAGUAUAGUUCUUGAAAUAUUACGGCACUUAUGCUCACUUUAGUAAAUAAAUGUAUUGUAAAAUAUUAAUGAUAUUAAUGAUGUGUAUGCACAUUUAAUAUACAUGGUCUCUCUCUCAUGUAAGAUAAAUAUUUGCCUUUUUUCUUAAAGAUGUAUGUAUUCUGUAAGUGGAAUAGUCUUUAGACAGUUUCUAUAUGUUCCCAAAAUGGCAAUACAUUCCAAAAGGUACUGUAAAUAUGUACAGAGUACAGUGUAAUUGGGUAGUUUGGCCUGUAAUAUUUUUUUGUUUGUUUUCAGUUGACUUUCUACAUUUGCAUCUUGCAAUGUCUGUACGGUUUUAAGAGUGCAAAAAUAAUAAUAAUAAUAAUAAUAAUAAUAAUAACAACAACAACAACAAUACAGGUAAAAAGCACAGAAUAUAAUGUUUUGAAACGAGAGAGAAAUACUCUGCAUUUGGUGUUUGUGAUCCUUAUUGUAAAUGAUAUCUGUACUGUGAAUGAAAAGACGUUUUUACACGUAUAUUGCCUUUACUAUCGUUCAGGCUCUCGACUUGGUCUGAACCUAUUUUUUAAAAAAACGGCAUGUUGGAAUAAAUUUUGGAUUCCCAACAUA